Messenger RNA from Boleophthalmus pectinirostris (great blue-spotted mudskipper), 1871 nucleotides. It is a transcript of the gene b3gntl1, whose product is annotated as UDP-GlcNAc:betaGal beta-1,3-N-acetylglucosaminyltransferase-like 1. The record is from RefSeq and is a predicted model, not a curated record. The transcript has 13 exons. Lineage: Eukaryota; Metazoa; Chordata; Actinopteri; Gobiiformes; Gobiidae. The coding region runs from base 70 to 1188 and encodes 372 amino acids.
GUGGCGCAAAACAGCAAGCCACAUGCGUCUGGUGGAGGAUUCUCGUAAAUUUAAUAAAAACAGCGAACCAUGGACUCUCCCAAACCUAAACGGCCUCGAAGCUGCGAGAAUGUAACAGCGACUGAAAAGAACCUAGAGGGAGAGAGAGCGCGAGUGGACGUGAGUAUCAUCAUGCCAGUGCACAAUGCAGCUCAUUGGUUAGAAGAGUGUCUAGAGUCCAUCCUGCACCAGGACUUCACUGGAUCCAUGGAGCUGUCGGUCUUUGACGAUGCCAGCACUGAUGACUCCAGGAAAAUAGUGGAGGGCUGGAGAGAAAGGCUUGAGACAAAGGGCAUUUCACUGAAGAUCUCUGGUCACAUCUCUGCUCAACCAAAUGGAGUGGGGUUUGCAAAGAACCAGGCGAUAUCCCAGAGCUGUGGAGAAUACUUAUGUUUCCAAGAUGCUGAUGAUAUAAUGAAGCCUCAAAGAGUUCGACUGCAGCACGAGGCCGCACUUCUCCACCCAAACUCUCUGAUCGGCUGCAGCGUUGAGAGGAUUCCUGAGGGCUCCACUGAACGUUACACUCGAUGGAUCAACACGCUUACACAGGAGCAGCUCUCCACACAGGUGCUCACGUCACAUGGGCCAACAGUCAUCAUGCCCACGUGGUUUUGCUCAAGACUGAGUUUUGACAAAGUCGGUCAGUUUGACGAAGGAGGCAAGGGUGUCCCGGAGGACCUGCUGUUCUUCUACCACAGUCUUCGCCAGGGGUUGGGCGUGAGGCGGGUCAACCAGUGUCUGUUGGUUUACCGCUAUCACGAAAAGGCUGCCACUCACUCCGUCUCAGAGGAGACUAUUUGGAAGCUGCGAGUGGACUUCCUGCAAGAGAGAGUGCUCACCCAAUGGGAGAGCUUUACCAUAUGGAAUGCUGGCAAACAGGGUCGGAAGCUGUACCGCAGCCUAAGCCCAGCCAAUCAGAAGAAGGUCAAAGCUUUUUGUGAUGUGGAUGAGAACAAGAUUCAGAAGGGCUUCUACACAUAUGAGGAGUCUAAGGAAAGACCCAAACCCAAAAUCCCAGUGGUUCACUUCAAAGAGGCCUUGGCUCCUUUUAUCAUUUGUGUUAAACUGGACUUGACAGGAGGUGUUUUUGAGAAAAAUCUCACCUCGCUGCAGUUGGAAGAAGGAAAAGAUUACUAUCAUUUCAACUGACUGAGUGAGGCGCAACACUGAACACAGUAAACAUAAACUCUGUGAGAGCAGGUGAUUAUGGGACAUGGACUGACCUCAACAGCAGUGAGGCUGUGGCCCACUCAGACAUUCUGGUGUCUGGACUCUGGAGCCUCAAAAUCCCUCCCAGUUUCUUCUCACUGCGUCAAAACUGUUGUCAUGACAAUACUAAAAUUUCCAACUUGGUUCUGAUACAAAGGAAAACACCUGAUAAUUGUUACCACUUUCAAUACCUCUGUGAGAUAAAACCCCUCUUUUUACCUCAAUAGUGUGUAAAUUUUAACACAAAAUGUUUUUAUUUUCAGUAUCUCAUUUUGAUACUGGUUUUAAUAUGAAGGUGUCUGAGUUUUUAGUAAAUUUGUUGGCUGUAAAGUUCCACUGUGAAGUAAAUUUGAGUGACAUGUUGUCACUGUGCACACUGUGUUUAAAGUUGAGUGCUUUGGAGACUUCGUAAAAGUGCAGAUUGUCAGUCAGUAUCUUUGUUGUGGAUCAGGUGUAAUAAUGUUUAAAAGAGCUUGGAUGUUGAUGACUAAGAAUUGUUAAGAAUUUAGUAAAAUUUUUAUUAAAAUUAAAAUCAUUUUGCAUGCCAUGUUGUUCAUUGCAGUUGCAUAAUAAGAACUGAAAAAUCCUGUAAGUUGUGGACAUAUUAUGUAUAAAUGAACUAG